AUGGCGCAGAUUAGCUUCUUCCGCUACCUCCGCCUUAAACUCUCCCUCUACUCUCCAUCUGCUAACGGCACCCCCUCGUUGGCUACAAAGAAGCCCGUCGUUGUGAACUGGCACGGGAGCGGGUUCAUGCUUCCAAGCCUAGGUAGCGACCACGACUUUUACGCUCGUAUUGCAAAAGAAACUGGAUUUGUCGUCUUGGAUGCCGAUUACCGCAAAGGGCCCGAGGUAGAAAGCCGGCAUCAAGAGUUCGACCUAGAACGCGUGGCUAUCUCGGGAUUUAGUGCCGGCGCAAACUUGGCUUUGGUGGCAUCAUCGUGCCUGAAAGACAGUUAUCCCGCCCUCAAAAUACAAGUCACCGUCGCGAUAUAUCCUCCUGUGGACCUAUCUAUUGAUCCCGAAGCGAAGACCGUCCCUCAUCCGAUACGACCAAUUCCAGCAGCUGUGGCGCGUAUAUUCGACGCGUGCUAUAUCCCAGACGAUUCACUGCGGUCAGAUCCUCGCAUUUCCCCUACAUUCGCGGAUCCUGCACUUUUCCCUGAGGCCGUUGUUAUUUUGACCUGCAGCGGAGACACUUUGGCGCCAGAGGGAAACGCGAUGGCCACGAAGCUUCAGAAUGGAAAACGCCGGGUGAUUAAUCAGACUUUGGAGGGUGUUGGCCAUGCAUUUGACAAGGGUGUUCGUGAAGGCACCCAUGAAUGGGAACAGCGGGCACUGGCGUACUCAACAUCGAUAACAGCGCUCAAAGCCGGAUUGGGCUCGUAG
Molecule: messenger RNA, 762 nt
Organism: Fusarium vanettenii 77-13-4
Lineage: Eukaryota; Fungi; Ascomycota; Sordariomycetes; Hypocreales; Nectriaceae
Exons: 3
Coding region: 1-762 (253 amino acids)
Molecular function (GO): hydrolase activity
Source: RefSeq, a predicted model, not a curated record